UGCUUCAAAUUGCACCACCGAGAAAAGAAAACACCUUCCCAUUCCUCCGCCACCACACAUGGAGGCGCAAUCUACACAACAACCCACUCCUCCUCCACUCUCCUCCGUUUCGCCCCAUCACAGCUACCCUGACUCCGUAGAUUCCUCCCCGCGCUCCCGGAACACCGACUCAUGGGACGAGCCCUACCCUCCACCAACCUCCAAUAAGCUCCGCCUCAUGUGCAGCUACGGCGGCCACAUCGUCCCUCGCCCUCACGACAGGUCCCUCUGCUACGUCGGCGGCGACACCCGCAUAUUGGUGGUGGACCGCCACACCUCACUCUCGGAUCUCUCAGCGCGACUCUCCAAAACCUUCCUUAACGGUAAUCCCUUCUCCCUUAAAUACCAGCUCCCAAGCGAGGACCUCGAUUCACUUGUCUCUGUCACCACCGAUGAAGACCUCGAUAACAUGAUCGACGAGUACGAUCACCGAACCCUCUCUUCUUCCUCCAAACCCUCGCGAAUCCGUCUCUUCCUUUUCCCGGCCCAGCCCAAUUCGCUUCAGUCCAUUGGGCCGGUUCAACCGGGCUCGGCUACGACUAAGUCUGACGACUGGUUCCUUGAUGCACUGAAUACCGGCCGGGUUCUGUCGGACUCCUCAUCCGUGAAUUGCCUCCUCGGACUCGACGACGAGGUUGCUGCUGCUGCUGCUGCUGCUGUCGGGAACGACAACAGCAACAACAGCAACAACCUCAAUUCAUCCCAUCCCGGGAAUGGGAAGAAUUUGAAGCAGGGACAGGAUGUUCAUUCUGUGCCGGAUUCGCCUAUGCUGGAGACGAAUUCGUCUUUUGGGUCUACUUCGUCGUUGCCAUCAAUUGCGAAUUUGCCGCCGAUAAGGGUUCAUGCCGAGGACGGUGGUGGUAACGGUGGUGGUGGUUUUGGGACUAGGGAGCAGGAUCAGAAGGUGUUGGGGAUUGAGGAACAGUUUGCUCAAUUGGGUGUUGGUGGUGUGGAACAGAAUUCGCAGCCGCAGCAUCAGCCGCCGGCGCCGGCAGCUAAUGUUUCCGUGGCUGCUUCACAGUCUCAGACUCAGACACAGCCUCAAUCUCAAGCUCUGCCUCCUCAAUUUCAACAGAAGUCAGCUGGUGUUGUUGAUUUGCCUUCUCCUGAUUCAGUUUCAAGCGAUCGUAGUCUUUCAAAUGCUAUGUCACGCCCAAUACCUGUAAUCUAUCAAGACCAAGUUCAAAUUCAAUCUGGAACUUCACGGGUUCCUAAUACGUCUGUUGAUCCGAAUCUUUAUAUGUCUGAUCCAUAUGGUGGGAUCCAGAUGCAGCAACAUUUACAGGAACAUGGAUAUGUAUUGCAACAGCAAUUUGAUCAGCAGCAGCAGCAGCAGCAGCAGCAUCAUCAGCAUCAGGAGGCUCAACAGGCACAACAGUUUAUACAUGGCACACAUUUAAUUCACCAUACCCCUUCAGGGCCUGUGCCAAUCCCUGCAUAUUAUCCUGUAUAUCAGCAACAGCUCCAUCCUCAGCAUCACCAUCAGCUUGAUCAACAAUAUCAGGUUUACUAUGUGCCCGCAAGACAGGCCCAACCAUACAACUUGUCCAUGCAGCAGGCUAAUAUUGGUGAAUCUGCCACAACUAUCUCUUCUAGCCAGCCCCAAAAUCAGCCAAACCCUGCUCCAUCUGCUGCUUACAACCCCAUGAGAAAUGCUCCCUUACCUAUAUCUGAAAUGGCUGCAGGUUCGUACAGAACAGCAGCUGCCACCCCUCAAUUUGUUCAAGUUCCUGCUGGUCAGCAUCAGCAACAAUAUGUUGCAUACUCCCAGAUUCAUCAUCAUCCUUCUCAACCAGUGGCCCCUAAUUCUGCAGUACCUGCUAAUUAUGCUUAUGACUAUGCGGAUUCUGCUUAUGCUGAAAUAUUUUAUACUCAACCUUUGGCACCCUCCAUGCCUUCGCAGUACCAGACCAUGACACCUGCGGAAGUUUCUGCUCAGCUUCCCUCGGAUAACAUGAAGCAGCAGAUAAGAACCUCACAGCAAUUAUAAAAGAGUCUAUUAAAAAAAGAAAAGAAAAAGAAACAAUUUUAAAGAAAUAGGUUUGGUUUCCCCAUAUUUUUUCUAUCGUAGCUCCUGCCUUCUUGAUGUUGCCUGUUUUGUGGUAUGUGUUGCUGAUAAAUAAUAAAGAAACUGUGAUUAUCUUGUACACUUUCUAGCUUGUAUGUCAUAAUUUAUAGUGAAGGAAAGUGUAAAAUUCUAACUUUCAAGCAUUUUAUUGUGAACUUCAUAUAUCCAUUGUUGAAAUGAAUGUCACGUAAAUAAGCCUGCAUUGUUUAUGGCUCUGGUCUGUGAUUCAUGGGUUCAUGAAAAAAUUCUCUGU
Molecule: messenger RNA, 2360 nt
Organism: Gastrolobium bilobum
Lineage: Eukaryota; Viridiplantae; Streptophyta; Magnoliopsida; Fabales; Fabaceae
Exons: 2
Coding region: 59-2029 (656 amino acids)
Molecular function (GO): protein binding
Source: RefSeq, a predicted model, not a curated record